AUGCUAGGAUUCUCGAAUGAGGAUAAGAUCGAAACUAUUCAACCCCAUAAUGAUGCUCUAGUCGUCACACUCAGGAUUGGGAGAUAUGACAUGAAGAAAGUGUUAGUUGAUCAAGGCAACGCUGUGGAGGUAAUGUAUCUUGACCUAUACAAGGGGCUGAAGCUAAAGCCUGAAGACCUGACGGCAUUCGACUCCCCUUUGGUAAGUUUCGAAGGGAAAACCGUUACUUCGAGAGGCCAGAUUAGACUACUCAUACAAACUAGCUCGGACAUAGUAGAGGUGGACUUCAUAAUGAUGGAUGCGUAUUCGCCCUACACCACCAUUGUAGCUAAACCAUGGCUUCAUGCCUUAGGGGCUGUUUCCUUUACCCUACACCAGAAGGUGAAAUACCCAUCGGAAGGUCGAGUCAAAGAAAUCUUAGGGAACCAGGCCAUGGCUCGGCAAUGCAUGGUGUUCGACAUCUCACGACAACUGAGUUCCGAACCCUCAACCUCUACCAAGAACGGCUUAUAG
Quercus robur (English oak) is the source of this 513-nucleotide messenger RNA. RefSeq lists its product as uncharacterized. Lineage: Eukaryota; Viridiplantae; Streptophyta; Magnoliopsida; Fagales; Fagaceae. The transcript has a single exon. Bases 1 to 513 code for a protein of 170 amino acids. The record is from RefSeq and is a predicted model, not a curated record.